UGUAUCUGUUUACGUCACAGCCGCGUCACCAAAAAUUAGAUUUGCCGUGGUUUGUUGGUUCCGUGGCAGCUCCUCAUUAUAAAAUAUCAAUUUUGGCUGAAAAUAUGGAACUAGUGAAAGAUUUUGUAAAUAACCAACUAACUCUCUACCUGUUACCUGUGGUACUGGUUAUUGUUGUAGUGAUUUUAGUGUUCACGUUUGGAUUCAAAUCGGCAGAACAACCACCUUUCGACAAACUCACUAACGAUGACCGAAAACAAGCAGGGAAAAAGAAGAAAAUAAAGGAAAAGAAAACAACCGCUAAUGGUCAUGUUUCUACUGGAGAUACUAAAAACGAAAAAUCUCCAGUGAAAGACGCAAAAAAAUCACCAACAAAAGAAGCCUCUGAUGUUCAAAAGCAGAAGGACAAAAAAGUAGAUAACAACAAACAAAUCGAAAAGAAUAAGAAGAAUGAAGCAAUCAAGAACAAAGUCAUUGAGGAAGUGAAAAAUAAGAAGAACAUUAAGAAGCUUUUAAACGAGAAACCUUUAGAUUUCGAUGACGGUAAUUGGGAAACGGUACCUAGUAAAGCGGACAAGAAGAAGAAAGCCGAUCAAAGUCCUGCUAAAAAGGACAAAAAAACAAAGAAGAUUGAAAAAACCGCCGAAAUUGAAAAGCUAGAAAAAGAAGUGGUUAAUAAAGAGUUGCGCGAAAAAGAAAAGGAAGUUAAAAUCGAAAAACCGGUGGAAGAACCAGUUCAAGUAGAAGAGCCUGCGGUGAUAAUUGAAGAAAAGAAAGAAAAGAAGAAAGAGAAGAAAGCAAAGAAAGAAAAUGAAAAACCUGAGAAAGCAGUGAUUGAGGAAGUUCCAGUUCAGAAGGAAGUCGUUAAACCGAAAGUUGAAGAGGUGGUUGACGAGCCCGUUGAAGAAGCUCCAAAACCUCCCGUCAGUGAAGGGAGUGUAGCAUUUAAUGAAUUCGGAGAUACAUGGACAGAAGCUAAAGUACCGAAGAAAAGCAAGAAAAAAGCUCGUCGAGAUAACUAGAAUUAGAUCAACAAAUCAGAUAUUGUAUUGCGUCAGGUAUGUGAUUACAACUUGUGCUACGAGACUAGAUCUCAAAAACUAAAAAAGACUCAAGUAGCUGAUAUCACAGAAAACUGAACUCAUCAUUCAUUUAUAAACAUACUCAAAAGAAUUAUGGAUAAUAGAGUGCUGAUGUGGUAUGAAGAUAGUAUUUACAAUCAAAUGAAAGCUUUUUUAAUAAAUGUUAGGUAGGGGAAGGCAGCAUAGCUGCAAUAUUUAACGUGCAUUCCAUGAGGUCGUAUUGUUUGUUUGUUUGGUUGUUUGUUAGUUUGUAGAGUUUCUGUAUCGAUUAGCAAUCUGUAUUUUGUGCCAAUAAAAAUCAAAUUAAUGUCUGACCUAUCCAAUGAAAUAAAUGGCCUUAUAGUCUUGCAGUAUGUUGCAAAUAUUCGAUAUUUUUAAUAAUAUAUUUUUGCGAAAAAAAGGUAACAAUCGUAGGUUUAACGUCUUCCACAUUGUUUAUCAUGUCAAAAAACUGUUCAUUUCCAGAUGUCAUUUUUUCAUUAAUACAUCAAUUUUGCUCAGAUACUUUCAUGUGUAUUAGUAAAAUGCCUAAUUAAGUUUAUAGUGAUUAACAGCGUUUAUAAUAGAUUUACUUGAGAUUAUGUGGUUUAGGCAGCAACAUUUUGAUAUCAAAAAGUUUAUAUCGUUCAUUAAGAAAAAAUAUAAAUAACAUAAUCUCAGGUAAGCCGUCUUGCCAGAAAAAUAUUUUUACUGCAAGUUAGUCAUUUUUUAUUGUAGAUUUAAGAGAAUGAAUGUAGUGUAUUUUAUUUUCUAUAGUUAAAAUAUUUUAAAUGCGUGUAUUAUAGUGUAACUAAUGUGUAAUAUUAAAUAUUUCAAAAUAAUGUUUUGCUGAAUUGUAUGUAAUGUUCUGUUCAAAAGUUAAGUACGAUUUGUUCUGAUUGUGGACCGAUCAGAAUAUUAUUUGCCGAGUUUUGUGUACUUUGCUAUUGUUUUUGCAACCUAAUGACAUCAGUCUAUGUACAAUUCCAGCUCAGAGUGUUGUAAAUAAUCUGUAUUUGAAUUUGAUAUUUUAAAUGUGUAUGUAAAAAUAUUGUUAGGUUUUUUUGUCACUGUACUGAAUUUUCUUCUCUUGUCUGAAACACUAACAGGGUGUAUAAAAAUUAUUUUAAGAAGCUUGUUUGUAACUGUCAUUAUUUAUUUUAGCCCGUUACUUUUUAGUCGCCGAAAAAUUUUAUUAUUAAAUGACAAGCUUAUUUGUUUCGCGGAAAUAAAUAAGCCCUUACGUGUAAUUAUACUGAAUACAAAUUUGAAUUGUGUAUAUAACUGUGUUAUUAUAUUACUUGUAGACAUUUUGUAUAAGGUCUGUGGAGUGUUAUCUUUUGGGGACCAUUUUCACAAUAUAUUUUGAAAAUUUAA
Messenger RNA from Zophobas morio, 2438 nucleotides. Its product is annotated as DNA ligase 1-like. Lineage: Eukaryota; Metazoa; Arthropoda; Insecta; Coleoptera; Tenebrionidae. The record is from RefSeq and is a predicted model, not a curated record. The transcript is spliced from 3 exons. Bases 105 to 1022 code for a protein of 305 amino acids.